Colletotrichum orchidophilum is the source of this 990-nucleotide messenger RNA. Its product is annotated as thioesterase domain-containing protein. The record is from RefSeq and is a predicted model, not a curated record. Bases 1 to 990 code for a protein of 329 amino acids. The transcript has a single exon. NCBI's taxonomy places the organism in Eukaryota, Fungi, Ascomycota, Sordariomycetes, Glomerellales, Glomerellaceae.
AUGCGCACCCACCCGUCCCCAAAAGAGUGCGAGGUCGUCCAGCCCGCCACCCCGCGCGGCCAGACUUUGACGCCCCUCUUCCUCAUCCACGACGGCGGCGGCACGACUUUCGCCUACCACUGCCUCUCCUCCCUCGAAGGCCGCGCCGUCUUUGGCAUCGCCAACCCGCGCUUCCACUCCGGCGUACCGUGGGAGGGGGGCGUCCCCGAGAUGGCGGCGACCUACCUGCUGAUGAUCCGCAACACCGUGACCAAGGGGCGCGAGUACCCCGCUCUGGCGCCGUAUUCCUCCCACGCUGACGGGAGGCCGAAGAGGAGGAGGAUCCUGUUGGGCGGAUGGAGUUUGGGGGGUCUGCUUUCGUUGGAGAUUGCGAGGCUAUUGGGAGAGGACGAUCGGGAUUUUGAGAUUGUGGGGUUGGUCAUGGUCGAUAGCGUGUACCCCGUCUGGCCCGAGGGCUCUAAUUUGAAAAUUGGGCGAUUUGUGGAGGACGAGAAGCAGGAGACAGAGCCCAAGAACCUGAGACUCGCCAAGAGGGCGAUGAAGAUGGCGGGCGCGAUGGUGAGGGUGUGGAAGAUGCCCCGGUGCGGGGCGGCGUCCGAGGCGUCGUCUUUGUCGGUUCCCAAGGCGGCUGGGUAUACCGACGACGAUGUUCACGAGAGUGCGACGACGACGGCUAACGGCGGAGACGUGGAAAAGGACUUUUAUGUCUCCAAAGAGGAGAAGGAGACGGCCGAGAUCGUGUGGGAGAGGCCGCCGCGGGCUGUGCUCGUCAAGGCGAAGCAGCACGUGCCGAUGCCGGUGGAGGGCAUCAGCUCCGUGGACGUUUACCGCGGGGACGAGAAGCUCGGGUGGGAUGGGUAUUGCCCUGGGUUUGUGGAGGGGGUGCUGCUGACGGAGGGGAGUCACUUUGACAUGUUUGCGUGGACCAACAUUGACGGUAUCACGGAGAAGAUUGCUGAGGCUUGCCGGAUCUUGGAGGGGGUUCAGUAG